This is a messenger RNA of Vitrella brassicaformis, 6607 nucleotides long. NCBI's taxonomy places the organism in Eukaryota, Vitrellaceae. The record is from the annotation of a GenBank genome assembly.
CUCACUUACUUGUCGCACGCACCAGUGUCAGUCAGGUUGCGUGCCAUGCCAUGCCCGGAUGCCCGUUCUGGUCUCUAUCUAAACGUACCACGCACCGGUGACACACACGCAUGCACACUAAAGAGUCUGUCUUCGGUCUUUCCUGUCUCAGCUGAUCCACCACACCACACCACACCAUCACUAAUAUGCUUCCGUAACACACAAACAGUGAGCAAACUCUCCCCAGCACUCACACAUGCAAUGAGGCAAACAAUGCACACGCCAACGACUGCCUGUCCUAAGUGAGUAGGUAGGUAGCUUCAGGUCAUUCAUCUGUGGAGGGGAGGGAGCCAUGCUUCGAUAUCUAUGCGAUUGUGGGAAGGGAAACGAGGCCGGAAUGUGCGCAGGCAGGCAGGCAGGCAGGCAGACCAGUAAAGUGAUAAGGAUCGCCACCCAAUGUCAGUCAGUCCACCCAUCCAUCCAAUCAUCCAAUCAUCAGUCCUUCGAGUCGCUGCCGUUCGGCAGACAGAUAGACAGACCAACACACGCACCAACCGACGAUGCAUGCUCAUCGGAUGAAUGCCCGCUCGCCCCGCCCCGCCCUGGGAAAAUUCAAAAACCCCUCUUCUCUUGUGUUCUCUUCUCUUCUGAGCUGUCAUCUUGACGCAAAAAGCGGGCGAGCAGUCCAGACGGACAGACCGCAGAGAGACAUACAUACAGUCACAGCAGACGUACGGAAGGACGCAUACCGUGGGUGGCAUUCACACACCCACACGGACAGACAGACAGUAGACAAGUAGAAAAACGAGUGGACUCGCUCGCUGUCCAUACGAUACGUGGCGUCGGUCAUGUGUGUAAGUGGACAGGUGGAUGAGUGGGUGGAUGGAGGGCUAUGGAGUGGACGCAUACACAGGAGAAAAAGAGGGAAGAAAUCGCGACCGUAGCAAUCAAUCAACGGAUGGACCGAUGUACGCAUUACGUAUGUUAUGUAUAUGUAUGUCUGUACCGAUAUCUUGUAUGUACCGAUCGCAUUCAUAGCCCGUAUGUACGUAAAGAGGAGCAAGAAGGAGCCGAGGCAGCAGGGCAAAACCUACACCCAGCACACACCAUGGCAUGCAGCACACACAACACAACACACAACCCGACACACGGCAUGUGCCAAAGUGGUGUAUAGGUACGUGUGUAUGGUGCGGACCCACCAGCCGCACCAUUCACAAAUAUGUACGUAUGUGUGUGUGUGUGUCUUUGUGUGUGUGUGUGUGCAUGUCUGCACCCACGCACCACAGCACAGCACAGCACACCACACCACAGCCACAAGGAGGAGAAACAGAGAAAUAGAGAUGAAUAGUCAGUCAGUCGGUUCAAAAAGAAAAAGACAACACGAGAAAACAAGCAAGCCGGGCACUGCAUUGCGUUGCGUUGCGUGGUGGUGGUGGAGGAGGAUGGAGGGAAAGAACCAAGCCAAGGAAGCUGUGAGUGUCUGUCUGUCUCUCUCUCUGUCUCGGAGAUAAGAAAGAAAAGGAACUCAUCAUCCAUCCAUCCAUCCACACACACACAUACUCAUACACACACAGGUGUGCAAGCCUGCACCCGCCAAUCACUAUUGACCUCAUUCGUUCUGCCACAAGGCCCACCCACCCACCCUGCCUCAUUCCUUCCCGUCUGCCUUUCUGGGUCUGUCUCGCUUCUCUUCAUGUCACCCCGGCAGCACAGCACAGCACACACACUCAGAAGCGGUAAGUGAGCAGGCAAUUCAUCAGUAAGUGUACCCACCCUUCAUUUCAUUCUCUCUGCAGCUCUCCUCUCUCUCAACUCAACAGGUGGGAAGGUAAGUAAGCAAGUAGGUUUGUUGACCCGCCGGCAGGCAGGCAAACAGGCCGGCACUAUACAUCGAUUCUGACCCUCCCCUCCCGUCCCCUCGCCAUCCACCCUAGGUACCUACACCCCUGCCCCUAUGCACACCCCGCUCAGCGCACCCCCGCGCCACUCGCACAUUGCCUCACUCACGCCAUCACAUACUGCAGGAUCUCCUCCUUCCCAAUCGGCUCAGUAGCAGCAGCAGCCGAUGAGAGCCACUCGAGAUCGAAAUAGGGCCGGAGCCCUGCCACGCCGCCACUGCGAACCGGUGAGGCGUUCCGUGGCGCGUCAGACAUAUCCACGUGCGGCACAUCAGCAGAGUCAGCGUCGGCGUCAUCAUGGUCGUGGGCAAUCUGCUCGAAGAGCGAUGAGACGGACGCCGUCAGCUGCUGCAGGCUCAGCUGCGUGUCGGCGACCAGUCGCCUUCUUCUCGUGGGCUGGCCGUCGAUGUGAGCGAACUCGGCCACCAGCUGCUGGUCCAGCCAGUUGACCGACGAGAAGGGCCCGUCGCCGCCCAGGAUCAACGGUGAACCAUCCUCCUUCCCCUCAACGGGUGGCAGGAUAGUGGCCGCCGCAUUGAGAUUGAGAUCGUCACCAUCGCGCCCCGAGGUGCUUGUGGUGGAACCGCUGACACUGGCUGGGGAGGGGUACUCGACAGAAGGAGAGGGUCCAAGUGGCGCUGUGGUGCCGGUGUCGGUGCCGACUGCCCGGCCUCCGAGGGUGCUGUCUGGGCAGGAGAGCACGGCGUAGUGGACGCCAUCGGGGUCUACGCGGCCCUUGCGGAGGUUGAGCAGCUCCCCCGUGCAGACCGUGCGAGAGUCGCCGGCACCCUGCCACUUGAUGUCGCCACCGGGUGUCUCGGCAUAGAAAUACCUGACCAACGAAAGAUCAAGGUAGACAGAUGUGUGUGUAUGGUAUGUGUCCAGAGGAACGAACGUCGUUGCAGAGCUCUCCCUCCCUCUCCUCACUGACCAGUCUUCCCGUGUGGAUCGGAUCUCGCCCCUUGCGUCCCGCAGGAGGUACUUGGGCGCGGUUCCCUCGCCUCCCGCCCGCGCGGUGCCCCAACACAGCGACUUCCACUCACCGCUGCUCUCGCCCGGCCUCGUGUCAUAGUACCGCACGGCGAUCCUCACGUCAGCCGGACACUCAUUGGAGACCCAGAAGAUGCUCCCCGCCGACUCCUCAAACACCACCUCGGGCGUGCCGCCACCGGUACCGCUGCCUGAUGCAGACGUGCUAGGAGUGCCGCCUCGCGCGUCAGGCUGUGUGAAUCCCGCCUCGCCGGGGAGCUCGGGAGGUGGGGGUGGUGGGACGUAUGAGGGGCUGCCGGGGCCGGAGGGUGGGGUGGCGUCUUGCAGGAUUUCGGGGGCGUUGCCGUCGCCCUCGACGGUCAUCUCGAUGGGGAUGUCGAGCUUGAACUCUCGGAGCUGGCCAAAGAUCUCCCGGUACCACUUGCCCUCUAGCCGACCCUUGUGCACACCAGCCUUCAGCCGGCGAGCUGACAGAAAGAGGGACAGAGAAUCAGGUUCAUCGAUCGGAUGGAUUGAGGUCCUCAUUCAUGCUGUGCUGUACUGUGCUUUGCUUUGCUUUGCUUGCUUACCGUCGAGUUUGAUGUCGAGUGUUUGUGGUGCGACGGGUGUGAUGACCAGGUCCUGGUCAGAGGGGGCGAAGAAGAAGUGGGGCUCGAUCAGCAUAGCACGGUAAGCGUUCAGACGACCCCCUAUAGGGCACACACAACCCACACACACAGAAAUGAGUCAGUGUCCCCUCCCACACACACAUUUAUUGCCCGGUGUGUCCUUGCACCCACCAGAGAUGGUUCUGUCCUGAAGAGUGGGGUCGGGCCUGGCGGACUGGACGAGGAUGUCAACCACCUGCUGCGGCUGGAGGGAAGGGUUCUGCGCGAGGACGAGUGCGGCGACGCCGCUGGCCAUGGGACACGCCAUGGAGGUGCCCGAGGCCGACACGUAGUUCUCCCCCGUGUACGAGGAGGUGAUAUUGCCACCAGGAGCUGACAGACAGACAGAGAGAGAUGGAUACAUAGAUGGAUGGAUGGAUCAGUGUAAGUGAGUGCCGAGUCCCUGUGUGUGGGAUGUGCGUACCUGCGACGUGCACAUUGGUGGCGCCGUAGUUAGAGAAGGGACUCAGCUUCCCGUCCAAACCGUACGAUGCUGCACACAGGCGACACGAGACACGCAAGACGAAGAUACACAUGUGUGCCCAGCGGUUUGCGUCGCGUGUUGUGGUGCAUGCCAUGCAUACCGAUAGUGAGGGUCCAGUCGCCGAUGAGAGACGCGGGGUACUCGGGGUACACCGAGAUGUUCAAACCGCUGUUGCCCUGACGAACAACACACACACACACACACACACAAUUUCCUGUGGCUGGUGUUUGUUUAAUUCCUACUUACCGCAGCGGUGAUGAAGACAGUGUCGAGGGCGUAGAUCAUGGCGGGCUUCAUGAGGUCGCGCAGCCUCUGGCGGUCGGUGGGGGACAGACCCGGGUGGCUCCCCAGCGAGUUGUUGAUGACGCGCGCGCCGUUGUCGACCGCGUACUCGACAGCACGCAGGUGACCCGACAAGUUGCCCUAAACACACACACAUAGCCCCGUUCCUUACAAGUGCAUUGUCUGGGUCCGUGUGGUUGGUGUGCUAGCUAGUGACUCACCGCUCCCUCUCCGCCGAGAACUUUAAGCGCCAUGAUUUUGGCGGUUUUGGAGAUGCCGGCGAUGCCUCUGCGGUUGUUGGUUCGCGCGGCGAUGACGCCGCUCACGUGGCUGCCGUGGCCGUUGUCGUCCAUCGGAUUGUUGUUCUGCAAUCAACGGACACACAGACAUGGCAUGGCACCCACAGAUGCAGACAAGGUAAUGUAUGUAAUGAGGACCGACGUGUGUGUUGAUGUGCUGUCCUCACCUUGUCGAAGAAGUUGUAGCCAACAAAGUCAUCGACAUAGCCUGAACACACACACGGACAGACAGACAGACACAAUGCAAUGCAAUGCAUGCACCUUCCCUUAGCUGCCCUUCGCUGCCCUGCCCUGCCCCCCUACUGACUGACCAUUGUUGUCAUCGUCGACCCCCUGGACGCCGUCGAGCUCCUUCUGGUUGGUCCACAUGGUGCCGAACAGGUCGGGAUGGCGGUAGUUGACACCCGUGUCGAGCACAGCCACCGUGAUGUCAUUGUCGCCCCUGUCGACGGCCCAUGCUUGCGGCAGGUCCAUGUCCACCGUGGGGUCCCGCUCGCACCGACUGCCGCCCCUCAGACCCGACGCCACGGGCGGGCAGGCCUCCAGACUCCACUGCAGAGGGAAGUAGGGGUCGUCGGGCAGCACCCACUCACGGCUGCUGUCGCCGCCCUGCUGCAGACGCAGCGUCAGGUCCGGACUCUGAACGCAUUCACACACGUACACGCCGAUUACAUGCCUGGAUGAGGUCACUUUGGUUUGUCAAUCCCUUCCUCCCUCCCUCACCAGCAUGGCGAUUUUGUUGUCGGGGUCUCCGUCGGCGAAUGCCUUGAAGAACUCCUGCAUGCCGUGCAGCGUUUUGUCUCUGAGCUGCACGAGGUCGAUCUCGCACACACCCUCCAGCCUCAAAUGGUUGACGGCCGUCCCACCACCAGCAGGCGGGGCCGUCGCCUUGGCCCUGAUCAACGGCUCAGUCGACUCACCCUCAUCGCGACCAGCAAGGUAGCGGGGAGUGGCUAUGUGGUCGGACAGCAGGCGGCGCUUCAUCGUCAGUCUCCUCCGGCCACCGCCCUCAUCCGUGUCAGCACUGUCGUCGUCGCACCGCCAGCCGACAAUGACCCUGUCGGUGGGGAAGAGCUCCUGCCCGUCGGCAUCUCUGUUGUCCUGCAGCUCCCGCACGUCCACCACCAUGCGCAGCCUCUCGCUGCCGACGUCUGUGUCGUCCAGCCGCCGCCUCGCCUCCUCGGCUGGCCGGACGGGCGCGGGGAUGAGCUCCUCGCCAUGCUCCUCGCGUGUGACGCGUGCACUGUGCAUGCGCUCGCGGGUAUGGAUGGCGUCAGAGGCGAGGGUCGAGCCAGACAGAGGGGGAUCUGACGCAUGCCACGCCACGCAGAGAGAAGACACACCACACCGGUUUCAACACAUGCAGGUCAGGGAGAAGCAAAGCAUCAAAGCUUGGGUACGUCUGCACUUACCGUUGGUUUCUGCCUGCUGUAGUCUCCUGGAGUCCGGAAGCACCACCUCAUCGAUGUCCGGCUCACUGCGGAACAAGAUCCUGGUGCGCUGAAGUGCGCUCAGCCGUAGGGUCUCGGUCUUGGUCUCUCCCGCCCGAAGCGUCAGCGAUAUCGAUGCUCUGUCCACACUUACGCCGUCCUCCGUCAUGCCUUGAGCCGACGCAAACAGACCGACACGCCAGGCGGACGAUGACAGCACCAAAACUGCCGCCAGACAACAGACAGCGGCUGAGCGGCUCAUGUGGAGGUUGUGAAGGAUGCUUCUGUGCCGUCUUGUCGCCCUCCGGAGCUGUCUGGGGCUCUGGGGAGCCUCCGAGUGGGAAGCGGGAGGGUCAGAGCUCAGUGAAUGAUGGACGGGCCUCUCUCGCCGCAUCGUUGUGUCUGUCAUGGUCGCGUGGUGGGUGGGUGGUUGAUUGACGCGGUCGUUCAGCAGCGGCCUUCAGACUGGAUUGCCUCUCCUCCCGGCGGUGAGAGAGUCAGAAGAUUUGAUACCCAGCGGGGAAAGAUGGAUGACAACGGAUCGAUACGAAUGGUGAACCUUGACAAGACAAGCUGCCAGGAGGAGAGAGAGGAAAGG